UGACUAGUAAACCUUGGCAGAUUUGAAACUGCGAAACCAAGCAUACAGAACUUCAUUCAAAACAAAAUACACUAAGGAAACCCCACCUCUCCGUAUGAUUGGCUGAUGGAUACCAAUUCAAGAAACUGGAAAUGGGCAAGAAAAAACCACUUGCUUGCAGUUCUCUCUAUCUUUUUGUUGCAAAACCAUCUUCAUGUCUCUGUAAUGUUUGUUGAGGCCAAAAGUAGUGUGCAUAUUGUAUAUAUGGGACAGAAGAAGUAUGAUGAUCCAGCCACUACCAAAAAUUCUCACCAUAAAAUGCUAUCAACCUUGCUAGGAAGCAAAGAAGCUGCAAAAAGUUCCAUACUAUACAGCUAUAGGCAUGGCUUUUCUGGGUUUGCUGCAAGAUUGACAGAAUCUCAGGCAGAAGCAAUUGCAGACUUUCCUGGAGUUGUCCAAGUGAUCCCAAAUCGCAUUCACAAGCUCCAUACAACCAGAAGCUGGGACUUCAUUGGGAUCAACCAACAUUCUUCGAAAAAUCUUUUAAGAAAUAGCAACAUGGGUGAAGGGACAAUCAUUGGUAUGAUAGAUUCAGGAGUUUGGCCAGAGUCUGAGUGUUUCAAUGAUGAAGGCAUGGGUCCAGUUCCAUCACGCUGGAAAGGAAUUUGCCAACAAGGAGAGCGCUUCAAUUCCACAAAUUGCAACAAGAAACUUAUUGGAGCUCGUUGGUUUGUGAAAGGAAUGAGGGAUGAAAGCAAACUGCCCAUUAAUGACACUGACACCAUAGAAUUUCUGUCCCCACGAGAUGUAAUUGGCCAUGGAACUCAUACGGCUUCGACAGCAGCUGGCUAUUUUGUUAAAAAUGCAAACUACAGGGGAUUAGCUGCUGGUUUAGCUAGAGGAGGAGCGCCGCUUGCUCACCUUGCUAUUUACAAGGCUUGUUGGGCAAUUGGUAACGGAGGAUGCAGUGAUGCUGACCUUCUAAAAGCAUUUGACAAAGCCAUACAUGACGGAGUGGAUAUCCUAUCCUUAUCUGUUGGCGAUGACAUUCCUCUGUUCUCCUAUGUCGAUCAGCGUGACCCAAUUGCAAUUGGUUCUUUCCACGCAACCGCUAAGGGGAUCAGUGUAGUUUGUUCAGCAGGAAAUGAUGGUCCUAUCUCGCAAACAAUAUCAAACACUGCACCAUGGGUCAUCACCGUUGCAGCCACCACAAUAGACAGGGCCUUCCCAACAGCCAUUACACUUGGAAAUAACCGCACUAUAUGGGGCCAAUCUAUCGAUAUUGGAAAACAUCAUCUUGGAUUCACUGGCCUUACAUACUCAGAACGCAUAGCUGUAGAUCCCACAGAUGAUUCAGCCAAGGACUGUCAGCCAGGAAGUCUCAAUGCAACGAAGGCAGCAGGGAAAAUUGUACUUUGUUUCUCAAAAUCACAUCAACAGAAUAUAGCCUCUGCAUCAAAUUCUGUUCUGGUGGCAGGAGGAGUUGGACUCAUAUUUGCACAUUUUCAUGAUGACGGGCUUUUAUCAUGCAAUAUAAUCCCAUGUAUUAGAGUAGAUUAUGAAGUAGGGACACAAAUACUUUCCUACAUCAGAAGAGCAAGGUCUCCAACUGCAAAGCUUAGUUUUCCAAGAACGGACAUUGGGAAUUGGGUGUCUCCACGAGUUGCAUCUUUCUCAUCCAGAGGACCAAGUUCCAUGUCCCCAUCAGUGCUAAAGCCUGACAUCGCUGCACCGGGUGUUGACAUCUUAGCGGCAUAUCCACCAGUAUAUACAAAACACAGCAAUGGGUUUGCACUGCAAUCAGGAACUUCAAUGGCUUGUCCCCAUGUGGCAGGAAUAGUAGCUCUCAUUAAAUCUGUACAUCAGAACUGGUCACCUGCAGCGAUAAGAUCAGCUCUGGUCACAACCGCUUACCAAAUUGGAACAGAUGGAACGAAUAUAUCUCAAGAUGGCCCCAAUCGCAAGGUAGCUGAUGCAUUUGACUUAGGUGGUGGGCAUGUUAAUCCCAACAAAGCAGUGGAUCCAGGGCUGAUUUACAACAUUAGCACAGAUGAUUAUGUUCAGUUCCUCUGCUCCAUAGGUUACAGCAGUGCCUCCAUCGCCAGUUUGACCAAGACAACAAUCGAUUGUGUGGAGAAAAGCCAUUUUGAACUCAAUCUCAACCUCCCUUCUAUCACAAUUCCUAACCUCAAAAAAACAGUAACAGUAACAAGAACGGUGACAAAUGUAGGACACUUAACUUCAGUCUAUAAAGUUAUGGUGGAGGCUCCAUAUGACAUAAAAAUGACAGUAAAGCCUCAAACUUUGAGUUUCAAUUCAACCACCCAAAUUCUUUCCUUCCAAGUUACCUUCUCCUCAACACAAAAACUAUAUGGAGACUACAAAUUCGGAAGUCUAACAUGGACAGACGGCAAGCAUCUUGUUAGGAUUCCUAUAGCUGUACGGCCAUCAAACCUGGAUCAUAUAUAUGGAAAUGCAUAAGAUGGAUGGAAAAUAAUACAGUCGAAUGAUUAUCUCUGAGAAUGAAUCUGCUUCAGUCUUGGACAAAGGGAUAUGAACAAAAGAAAGCAACAGUGAACUAUUAGUUCAUUUGAUGCUUGAUAAGAAAUGGAAUUCAUGUACCUUCUGAGUAAAUUUGGAAGACUUUGUCAUUUAGGCAAAGGAUCAAUUCAGCUUCUUUUGAUUUUCUCACCAAAUGUGGACGAAUUUCAGCAUUAAAUCUUUCUAUAUUUGUUCAGUUUUUCCUUUCUUUGAGGAUUCUUAAAAUUUAGGAGAUUUUCUUUCCUUUUCUUUAACCUUUUGAGCGUUGUUACAAGUUUGGAGCUUUUGUAUGGAAAUCAGUUUUUGACAUCAAUAGUAAUUUCAGUUCUUCAUUCUCAACAAGUGAUGUUGAUUUGUGAAUUGAAGACACAACUUUUCUUUCAGCUA
This is a messenger RNA of Alnus glutinosa, 2907 nucleotides long. Its product is annotated as subtilisin-like protease SBT3.9. The transcript is spliced from 10 exons. The record is from RefSeq and is a predicted model, not a curated record. The coding region runs from base 106 to 2460 and encodes 784 amino acids. Gene Ontology annotation, biological process: proteolysis. NCBI's taxonomy places the organism in Eukaryota, Viridiplantae, Streptophyta, Magnoliopsida, Fagales, Betulaceae. Gene Ontology annotation, molecular function: serine-type endopeptidase activity.